This is a messenger RNA of Chlorocebus sabaeus (green monkey), 2671 nucleotides long. The record is from RefSeq and is a predicted model, not a curated record. Lineage: Eukaryota; Metazoa; Chordata; Mammalia; Primates; Cercopithecidae.
CGCCCGCCCGCUGCCAGCCCCGACGCCGCCGCAGUUCAGACUCCGCGCAGCCAUGGCCCGGCCGCCCGCGCUCGCCCCGCUGCUGCUCCUGCUCCUGCUCGGGGAGCUCCUGGCGGCCGCCGGGGCGCAGAAAGUGGGACUCCCAGGCCCUCCAGGCCCCCCAGGGCCGCCGGGGAAGCCCGGCCAGGACGGCAUUGACGGAGAAACUGGUCCUCCAGGUCUGCCUGGGCCCCCGGGACCAAAGGGGGCCCCAGGAAAGCCGGGGAAAUCAGGAGAGGCCGGGCUGCCAGGACUGCCGGGUGUGGACGGUCUGACUGGGCGAGAUGGACCCCCUGGACCCAAGGGUGCCCCUGGGGAACGGGGAAGUCUGGGACCCCCGGGGCCGCCCGGGCUGGGGGGCAAAGGCCUCCCUGGACCCCCCGGAGAGGCAGGAGUGAGCGGCCCCCCAGGUGGGAUCGGCCUCCGCGGCCCCCCGGGACCGUCUGGACUCCCCGGCCUCCCUGGCCCCCCGGGACCUCCCGGACCCCCUGGACACCCAGGAGUCCUCCCUGAAGGCGUCACUGACCUUCAGUGCCCAAGUAUCUGCCCACCAGGUCCCCCAGGGCCCCCUGGAAUGCCGGGGUUCAAGGGACCCACUGGCUACAAAGGCGAGCAGGGGGAAGUCGGCAAGGACGGCGAGAAGGGCGACCCUGGCCCCCCUGGGCCCGCCGGCCUCCCGGGCAGCGUGGGGCUGCAGGGCCCGCGGGGAUUACAAGGACUGCCAGGGCCACUUGGGCCCCCUGGGGACAGGGGUCCCAUCGGGUUCCGAGGGCCGCCUGGGAUCCCAGGAGCACCUGGGAAAGCGGGUGACCGAGGCGAGAGGGGCCCAGAAGGGUUCCGUGGCCCCAAGGGUGACCUCGGCAGACCUGGUCCCAAGGGAAUCCCCGGAGUGGCCGGGCCAAGUGGGGAGCCGGGCAUGCCGGGCAAGGACGGCCAGAAUGGUGUGCCAGGACUCGAUGGCCAGAAGGGAGAGGCUGGUCGCAGCGGUGCUCUGGGAGAGAAGGGCCCCAGCGGGCUGCCGGGCCUCCCUGGACGAGCAGGGUCCAAAGGCGAGAAGGGAGAAAGGGGCAGAGCUGGGGAGCUGGGUGAGGCUGGCCCCUCAGGAGAGCCAGGCGUCCCUGGAGAUGCUGGCAUGCCUGGGGAGCGUGGUGAGGCUGGCCACCGGGGCUCAGCGGGGGCCCUCGGCCCACAAGGCCCUCCCGGAGCCCCUGGCAUCCAAGGCUUCCAGGGCCGGAAGGGCAGCAUGGGAGAACCCGGCCUUCCAGGCCCCCAGGGCCUCCGAGGUGAUGUGGGUGACCGGGGUCCGGGAGGCACUGCAGGCCCUAAGGGAGACCAGGGCAUUGCAGGUUCCGACGGUCUUCCUGGGGAUAAAGGAGAACUGGGUGCCAGCGGCCCGGUCGGACCCAAGGGAGAGUCUGGCAGUCGAGGGGAGCUGGGCCCUAAAGGCAUCCAGGGUCCCAACGGCACCAGCGGCGUUCAGGGUGUCCCCGGGCCCCCCGGUCCUCUGGGCCUCCAGGGCGUCCAGGGUGUUCCUGGCAUCACGGGGAAGCCGGGUGUUCCGGUACGUCGCUUUUCCAGCUUUCGCAGGCUUGAGAUGGUGUUUUUUCCUGAAGGAAGUUACUUUGCGGGGUGGUGGUGGGAACGCCUUCCAGAGGCUGCCGCCCCCAUGCUGACGAAUGUGUGCGGUGAAUUCCAGGGGAAGGAGGCCAGCGAGCAGCGCAUCAGGGAGCUGUGUGGGGGGCUGAUCAGCGAACAAAUUGCACAGUUAGCCACGCACCUGAGGAAGCCUUUGGCACCGGGGUCCAUUGGCCGGCCCGGUCCAGCUGGCCCCCCUGGACCCCCAGGACCCCCAGGCUCCAUUGGUCACCCUGGCGCUCGAGGACCCCCUGGAUACCGUGGUCCCACUGGGGAGCUGGGAGACCCCGGGCCUAGAGGAAGCCAGGGUGACAGAGGAGACAAAGGCGUGGCAGGAGCAGGACUGGACGGGCCUGACGGAGACCAGGGGCCCCAAGGACCCCAAGGCGUGCCCGGCACCAGCAAGGAUGGCCAGGACGGUGCUCCCGGCGAGCCUGGGCCUCCCGGAGAUCCUGGGCUUCCAGGUGCCAUUGGCGCCCAGGGGACACCGGGGAUCUGCGACACCUCAGCCUGCCAAGGAGCCGUGUUAGGAGGGGUCGGGGAAAAAUCAGGCUCUAGAAGCUCAUAAAAUUCAACGUAAGGAAAUAACCAAGUGACAAAAAUGCCUGAAGCACAGUGGGGCGGUCAUGAAGGAGCAGGGGUGUGGCAGGCUGGCGACGUCCAGGAGAGUGAGCGCCCCAGCUGCCCCUCGGCCGCCGACUGGACGCACAGGCCCUGCCAGCGAGCACCCUCAUUGGGCUGUCGCCUGACCGCAUACCUCAAAAGGCCCUAGCUAAUAAGCAUGUAAGCCCAGCAUUUGAGGGAAGGUAGGGUGUUUGUAUAAAACGUUGUGUACAAUUCCAUAAGAUGAAGAAUAUUCAGUAACUUGUUUACGUAGCAUUUGUGUAGAGACUGUGAUCUCAUCCCAAUAAAAUGAUGUAUUAAAUCUUCAGAUUAAUGACUGGCUACAGAGUAACAAAAAAUAAAGAAUUUAAUGUACAGUAAAUUCUCUCCCAUA